AUGGCGACAUCCCACGAUGCGGACCCUGUCUUCUACCCCGCGUUCUGCUUCAAGGCAUCGCCAACACACUUCACCUGGGUGAAGUUGGCGGCCGCCGAUGUCCAUCAACUACAGAGACCACGGAAUUUUGAAGGCCAAACAAUCUUCUUCUAUAAAAACUACCCAAUCCGCUUCGUCAGCCUUGUCGGUGUGGUCGUAGCCCGAACAGAAAUUACCAAACGCACCAUCCUGACGCUGGACGAUAGCAGCGGUGCCACAAUAGACGUCUGCGUCCUCCAAUCUGACCCCAAAGAAAGGGACAAGAUACAGAAAGACAGCACCCAGAUCUCGGGUAUCUCAAAUCCCGGGCCCAGUGUCCAGUCGUCCUUGGGUGCAAAUGGACAAACCCCUGGCACAAAAGCACAGGUCAAUCAAACGGAGCACGUCUCUGCUACAGACCGCACACUCCUCGACAUUACCUGUCUACGACCCGGCACGACGGUGAGAGUCAAGGGCACUCUAUCCCGGUUCCGAUCUACGAUGCAACUGAAUCUAGAACGGUUCACGGUUAUCCGAGACACGAAUGCCGAGAUGCAAUUUGUUGAUGAGCGAUUGCGGUUUCUAGUCGAAGUUCUCGCCGUGAGGUGGGUUCUGUCCGAUGAGGAAAUCGAGCAGUUGCGGGAGGAGGCGGAGAGGGGGGAUCUCAAGGCUAUUGAGGAUCGGCAAAGGGCUGAGCGGAGGGUGAAAAGGCGGGCUGAGCGGGAAGAGAGAGAUUAUCGACAUAUACAGAAACGAUAUGAGAGGGAGGAGCGGAAGAGGGCUAAAGAGGCGGUGGUUUGUAAGGAAGAUGGGGUUAAUAUUAUGCGUGAUCUUGGGCGGAAGAGAAAGCUAGCUACGGAUGACGCUGAGAGUGAAUAA
Molecule: messenger RNA, 897 nt
Organism: Penicillium brasilianum
Lineage: Eukaryota; Fungi; Ascomycota; Eurotiomycetes; Eurotiales; Aspergillaceae
Source: the annotation of a GenBank genome assembly